CUUACAGAUGCAUGAAUGCCAGAGCACAGUGUUCCCUGUACUCAUGUGGAAUUUCUCCUUUGCAGAUGUGGAGAUGGCGUUCAACACUUUAAGGUCUUGAGGGAUACGCAGGGCAAGUUUUUCCUCUGGGUCGUCAAGUUCAAUUCCCUAAAUGAAUUGGUGGAAUACCACCGAUCAGCGUCUGUGUCCCGGUCCCACGACAUUAAGCUCAAAGACAUGACUCCAGAAGAAUUCUUAGUGCAAGCCCUAUACGACUUCACCCCUCAGGAGCAGGGCGAGCUGGAAUUCAAGCGAGGCGAUGUCAUCACUGUCACAGACCGGUCAGACCCCCACUGGUGGAGCGGCGAAAUGGGCAACCGCAGGGGGCUGUUUCCCGCCACCUACGUGGCUCCCUACCACACCUAGAUGCCCAGUGCAGGAGCUCCACCUCGAGUACCACGUCAUAACCGGAGUCAGCAGCCAUUCGUAGCAGGAGGCUGCUCAAACAGCAUCUUAACAGAAACAAUGAAAGAGACCUUGCUGAAAACAAUGAAUGGAAACUUGGCCAGGCUUAAGGGUGCUUUGGCCUACACACAGUGACAGACUGAGGGAGGCCUUGCAGGAGAUGAAUAGUAGUUGGCUGGCACCCUAUACAGUUUUUGGUUUGUGUUUCUGUGGCUUUCACCCCAGUCAGUAAUUGUGCCUACAUUCUACUUUGAUUUUGCCCCAUCCAUUUAUAUUGGAUUAGCCAGUAAAUAUGUUUUAUUAUUGGUGCCAUCUCAUACCUUUUCAUCCUACAUGGUUUUGUAAAGAAUGACUUUUUAAAAAAAGGAAUUGCAUGUGUAUUAUUCUUGCCACAAGCUUUGAUUGCAGAAUUUUUAGAAAUAUAUCAAUGGAAAAUA
Penaeus indicus is the source of this 881-nucleotide messenger RNA. Its product is annotated as growth factor receptor-bound protein 2-like. NCBI's taxonomy places the organism in Eukaryota, Metazoa, Arthropoda, Malacostraca, Decapoda, Penaeidae. The transcript has 2 exons. Gene Ontology annotation, biological process: regulation of MAPK cascade; signal transduction. Gene Ontology annotation, molecular function: phosphotyrosine residue binding; epidermal growth factor receptor binding. Bases 16 to 405 code for a protein of 129 amino acids. The record is from RefSeq and is a predicted model, not a curated record. Gene Ontology annotation, cellular component: nucleoplasm; cytoplasm; COP9 signalosome.